AUGGCCGACUCCAGUAAUGCUGGUCUACAACAAGACAGCAUCGCGGAUAGAUGGGUCAGGCACGAGGACGACUGGUCGGGUAUAUCGGAUACGAGAGAGAGAAGGAGGAUCCAAAAUCGCCGUAACCAGCGAAUCCUCAGGUCAAGGAGACGAAGGGAACUUGGCCCUAGUGGCGGUGACGGUGCGGAAGGCCAACAGCUUGUUCCGGCCCCCCAAACUUCAAACCCUCCGGCACAUUGGAGGUACGAGGUCUCUGAUAUGAGAGCCGUUAUGGUCGCUGUUGGGAGACUCAAUAUUCUUGAAGCCAGAUCAGAGCAUAAUCGGAUAAUCCUCCAACGUUUCGAGGCGUUUGCGCAUCAGCUCUACAUGACGCAUACUCCACAACUUACAAUCUUACCAAUCUUAUCCCACUUUAACUUUAUCCGAGCUUUGCUGGCCAACAUCGACGUCUUGGGUCUCUCGUCCGAGCAGAUGGACGACGACAUUCUAUCGCCGUUUAAUUUGCCGGACUCUCAUCAACCCAGUACCUCAACAGCACUUGUGGCACGACUUCCAGACGGGCUACGACCAACGGAUCUUCAAUGCGCCACAUUGCAUCACCCAUGGAUUGAUGUGCUCCCUGUGCCUGAGAUGCGUGACAAUCUGUUCCGACGAGGCUUAGAUUGCUUUGAUAAGGAGGAGUUCUGCCAUGCCCUCCGCGGACGUAUUCCAGGUCACGAGCCAGGCAUGCUUGUUUGGCGUGAACCUUGGGAUCCAAGCAGUUGGGAAGUAACAGAAGCCUUUGUCAGAACCUGGGGCUGGACUAUUACUGGAUGUUGGGGCCUUCUCCGUUCCACUAAUAAGUGGCGCGCCCAGCGAGGCGAAAAGCCGCUGUUUCGUCUUCCCUCAUAA
Messenger RNA from Ilyonectria robusta, 891 nucleotides. RefSeq lists its product as uncharacterized. Bases 1 to 891 code for a protein of 296 amino acids. The record is from RefSeq and is a predicted model, not a curated record. The transcript is spliced from 2 exons. NCBI's taxonomy places the organism in Eukaryota, Fungi, Ascomycota, Sordariomycetes, Hypocreales, Nectriaceae.